This is a messenger RNA of Eruca vesicaria subsp. sativa (arugula), 1632 nucleotides long. The record is from the annotation of a GenBank genome assembly. NCBI's taxonomy places the organism in Eukaryota, Viridiplantae, Streptophyta, Magnoliopsida, Brassicales, Brassicaceae.
UAUCUUUCUACUUUUGUUAUUUUUUGUGUUUAAUUCUUCUACCGAUAAAAUUCUAUAGUAAAAAUUUUACAGAUAUAUAUCUCAACCAAUCACACUCACAAAAACAAAAUUGUCCUAUUUAUAAACGAAGAGGGUAGACUUGUAAUUUAAGAUAGGAACAGUACGUCGUCUCCGGCGAUAAUGAAGUUGUUUCUCGUUUCCGUGUUGACUGCUUUCACGAUAUCCUCCGCCGUAACACAAUCCCAUAUUCGUCGUGGAUCUCCAGUCAAUUCUCUUUGCGCUGAUCUCGUUCAUCCAGCCGGUUACUCCUGCACCGAACACACUGUUCAAACGAAAGAUGGGUACAUACUAGCUCUUCAACGGGUGGCUUCUCCUGCUCAGAAUCUAACAUUUCAAUAUGAUCCACCUGUUCUGCUUCAGCACGGUCUAUUUAUGGCUGGAGAUGUGUGGUUCUUGGAUUCCCCUAAAGAAUCAUUAGGCUUCAUUCUUGCUGAUCACGGGUUCGAUGUUUGGGUGGGAAACGUUCGUGGUACACGUUAUAGUUAUGGGCAUGUAACUUUGUCUGUAACUGAUAAGGAAUAUUGGGAUUGGAGUUGGCAAGAUUUGGCUAUGUAUGACUUGGCAGAAAUGGUUCAGUAUAUUUAUUCAGUUGCAAACUCCAAAAUCUUCCUUGUUGGACAUUCUCAGGGGACUAUCAUGUCAUUUGCUGCUCUUACUCAGCCACGUGUUGCGGAAAUGGUUAAAGCAGCUGCGUUGCUUUGUCCAAUAUCGUAUUUGGAUCAUGUCUCAGCUCCACUUGUAGAAAGAAUGGUUUUUAUGCAUCUCGAUCAGAUGGUCGUUGCUCUUGGCCUGCAUCAAAUAAACUUUCGAAGUGAUACGUUAGUUAAACUUGUUGACUUGUUAUGCGAAGGGCAUAUGGAUUGCACUGAUUUCCUCUCAUCCAUAACAGGGAAUAAUUGUUGUUUCAAUGCCUCGAGGAUAGAAUACUAUCUAGAUUACGAGCCUCACCCAUCAUCUGUUAAGAACUUGCGACAUCUUUUCCAAAUGAUUCGGAAGGGGAGCUUUGCACAAUAUGACUACGGCUUUCUGAAAAAUCUAUUGACUUAUGGGACAUCAAAACCUCCGGAAUUCGAACUUAGCCUCGUUCCGGCAGCAUUACCAAUGUGGAUGGGGUACGGUGGAAAUGAUCUUUUAGCAGACGUGACAGAUGUGAAACGUACUCUCGCCAAGCUACCUUCGAGACCAGAGUUGCUAUAUCUUGAGAAUUAUGGUCACAUUGACUUUGUGCUUAGCACAAGUGCCAAAGAAGAUGUGUAUAAGCACAUGAUUCAAUUCUUCUGGGAAUGUAGAAAGUUCAGUAGUUGGUAAAUUACGUACUGUAAGGCUGGACACAUAUUCCAUCUUGGAUCUGUCUCCUACUUGUAACGUGUAUAUAUAUUUAAACUCAGUGGACUUCCACAAAACUGAAGCAAAGAGUUUAUUGUCCUCGUGAAUGGGAUUAAAAUGUUGAAUGGAAUAUAGAAAUGAGAGACAAACCCCAAUGUGACUAUUCUUAGGCUGAGUGAGCUCAGUUAACUUUCCAGAAGAAGGUACAAUCAAAAUAGGUAAACUGAAAUAAUCGAACUCUAUAAU